Messenger RNA from Trichosporon asahii var. asahii CBS 2479, 4350 nucleotides. RefSeq names its product ABC transporter. The record is from RefSeq and is a predicted model, not a curated record. Gene Ontology annotation, cellular component: membrane. The coding region runs from base 1 to 4350 and encodes 1449 amino acids. NCBI's taxonomy places the organism in Eukaryota, Fungi, Basidiomycota, Tremellomycetes, Trichosporonales, Trichosporonaceae. Gene Ontology annotation, molecular function: ATP binding; ABC-type transporter activity; ATP hydrolysis activity. Gene Ontology annotation, biological process: transmembrane transport. The transcript has 6 exons.
AUGUCGGAGCAGACACCGCCAGAAGCUGGCCCGGCCACAGCCCCCGCCCAAGACGGUCAAAACUCACGGCACGAUGGACACAACGAGGAUGAGCAUUCGAAUAAGACCAGCGCCACUACACUCCCUAAAUUCAACGACGAGGAAUGGACGUACGAGAAGCAACUGAAGGCGGCGUUGGAAUCGAGAGGUCUCGACGCUGGAUCCGGCCUGUCGCUGAUCUGGGACCACCUCUCUCUUCGCGGUGUUGGCGGAGCGGAGGACGUGCGCUUCGCGUCCGACUUUGGCUCGAUGCUAAUGCCGUGGUUAGCGUGGUCGGCGCGCAAGCGCUCGAAGGCUCUCAACCGAGUUUCUAACUCGCACGACCGCUCCAUGCAUUGGAACAAGGGUGACCCAGUACCGAAGCGCGGCGAGCCGGGACUGCGAAAAGGUGAGCGGUACCUACUGAAGGACUUCAGUGGCGCUCUCCUGCCCGGCGAGAUGAUGCUCGUCCUCGGACGGCCGGGGAGCGGGUGCUCUGCAUUCCUCAAGACGCUCGCAGGACAGACAGCAGCGUACGCCGGCGUUGAGGGCGCAGUGCACUACGGCGAUGUCGUCCCGGGAUCGGCUGAGGCGCGCCGCAUGGCUGCCGAGAUCAUCUACGUUGGUGAGGAGGAGGACCACGACCCAAACCUGCUAGUGGGGCAGACAAUGGACUUCGCCGCGCGCAUGAAUGUGCCCGCCAAGGCUGCGCGACCGCUCGACGCCGCGGGCGAGCCAGUCCCAGCCGCCGACUUCGAGGAGGACAACAAGCAGCAUCUCCUUCGCGCGCUCCGCGUGCAGCAAACCCAUGACACGAAGGUCGGCAACCAAUACGUGCGAGGCGUAUCCGGAGGCGAGCGCAAACGCAUCACGCUCCUCGAGGCGAUGACGGGUCCGACACAGAUGAUGUUCUGGGAUAAUCCAACCCGUGGCCUGGAUGCCAACACUGCUGUGCUCUUCACAAAGUUGUGCCGCGAGGCAAGCGACGUCGCGAACCGUAUCAAUGUCAUGACGCUGUACCAGGCUGGAAACGGGAUCUAUGAGCAGUUCGACAAGGUUUGCGUCAUUGCUGAGGGGCAGGUGAUCUACUUCGGCCCUCGUGCGCAGGCUCGAGCGUACUUUGAGAGUAUGGGCUUUGUGCACGCCGAAGGUGCCAACACGGCCGACUACCUCACUGCAGUGACGGCGCUGAACGAACGUCAAGUCGCACCAGGCUUUGAGGGUAAAGUGCCCAACACGGCCGCUGAGUUCGCCACCGCGUACCGCGCGUCCGACACGUACCGCGCCAUGCGGGGGCAGGUCGACGCCCUGCUCGCCGAUCAGGAAACGCGGCGCACUGAGACGGAGGCAGUUGAGCGCACCGUCGCAGCGCAGAAAGCUCGACACGCGUUCCAGGCGCUCCCGCAGCGUCGGUCGUACCUCGCCCAAGCGAGAGCGACAGUCAUCAAGGACUGGCAGCAACGCUGGGGGGACCAAUGGUCGUUCUGGGCGCGCAUGGUGACUACCUUCGUCCAGGCGUGGAUCGUCGGAAGCGUCUAUUACAACGUCCCAGACACGACCUCAGGCCUGUAUCUCCGCGGCGGUGUGCUGUUCGUGACGAUCUUCUACCCCGUCGUUCUUGGACUUUCGGAACUUCACGCCGCUUUCCAGGACCGUGGUGUCUUGGCAAAGCACAAGAGCUACAACCUCUAUCGCGCCAGUACCGUAAUCCUCGCCAAGGCGAUUGUUGACGCCCCCAUCUAUGCUGUCCAGAACAUCGUCUACGUCGCAAUCUGUUACUGGAUGGCGGGUCUGCGUGCGAACGCCGGCUUCUUCUUCACCUGCUUCCUCUUCACUUGGCUCGUGACAAUGGUGUUCUCGACUCUGUUCCGCUCAGUCGGCUAUGCGUUCAACGACAAGGUCGCCGGUACCAUCUUCAUCUUCUUCGUGGUGUACGGCGGCUUCGUCAUCUACGUGCCCAGCAUGAAGCCGUGGUUCGGCUGGAUUCGCUGGAUUAACCCGCUGUACUACACCUUUGAGGCUGUCAUCAGCAACGAGCUCACGAACAUGGACCUGGCUUGCGCGCCGCCAGAGCUGGCGCCGUACGGCCCACCCUACGCGGGUAUGCCGCAGGGCUGCUCCGUCGUUGGUAACGUCCCCGGUUCGACGACUGUCAGCGGUACGGCCUACCUCCGCACCGCUCUGCACAUGAACCGUGACCAUGUGUGGCGCAACUUUGGCAUCAUCAUUGCGCUUUGGAUUGCAAUCGCUGCGCUCGGCAUGUUCUUCCUCGAGAUCCUCCCCGCGUCCGGAUCUAAGCAGAACGUCAACUUGUACAAGCGCUCUGGCGGACCGUACGCCAGCAAGAAGACGCCUCCUGCGGAUGAGGAAGCAGGCGUUGUCGAGAAGGCACCUAGUAAGGCGAGCCAGGUGUCAUCGACAGCGGGACAGCUCGGCGCGGAAGGCAAGCAGACGACAUUCACAUGGAGCGACGUGUGCUACUCGGUGAAGACUCGCUCAGGUUCUGACCUGCAACUCCUCGAUCACGUGUCCGGCUACUGUCGCGCGGGCACGAUCACUGCGCUGAUGGGCUCGAGUGGUGCCGGCAAGACGACGUUGAUGGACGUUCUCGCUGCGCGCAAAUCGGAUGGCGUCAUUGAGGGCACAGUGAAGCUGAACGGUCAGAGCCUGCCCGUCUCCUUUCAGCGCACGACCGGUUACUGCGAGCAGCUGGACGUGCACUUGCCUCAGGCCACCGUGCGCGAGGCGCUCGAGUUCAGUGCGCUUCUGCGCCAGCCGCGCCGCUUCACGAACGCCGAGAAGUUGGCAUAUGUCGAUGUCAUUGUGGAUCUACUCGAGCUCGGAGAUAUCGCCGACGCAAUCAUUGGCGAGCCAGGCAAGGGCCUUGGUGUGGAGGAGCGCCGCCGGCUGAGUAUCGGCGUCGAGCUCGUGAGCCGUCCCUCGCUCCUCUUCCUCGACGAACCGACCAGUGGGCUCGACGGACAGAGCGCCUUCGUUGUUGUCGGAUUCCUGAAGAAACUCGCCGCCGCCGGACAGGCGAUCCUGUGCACGAUCCACCAGCCGAGUGCGGUGCUGUUCCGCGAGUUUGACCAGCUGCUACUCAUGAUCCGUGGCGGACGCACCGUAUACUUUGGCGACGUUGCUAAGCUUCCGGACUACUUCCGCUCGAAGGGAGUCGCAUGGCCGGAAGAAAAGAACCCUGCAGAGGAGAUGAUCGACAUUGUGUCCGGCGACGAGAGCAUGGGAAGGGACUGGGCGGCUGUGUGGCUCCAGUCUGAGGAGCGACAGAAGAUGCUGGCCGAUAUUGAGGAAAUCAAUGCGACAGUGCGCCCCGCUGGAGACGAGGAGGAUGGGUAUGAGUUUGCCGCGACGACCUGGACGCAGCUGCGCGUUGUGACACGGCGCGCGUGCAUCCAGAUCUACAGGAAUACGGACUACACACGAAACAAGAUGGUAUUACACGCUGCCACGGGCUUGAUCUCGGGCUUUUCGUGGUUCAAGAUCGGCAACUCGCUUGCGGACCUUCAGAAUCGCAUGUUCUCCCUGCUCAUGUUCGUCUUCAUUGCGCCUGGUGUCAUGGUGCAAACUCAGCCCAAGUUCAUCAAGAACAGAGACAUCUUUGAAGCUCGUGAACGCAAAUCUAAGAGCUACUGUUGGCAAGUGUUCUGCUUUGCGGAGAUCUUCGCCGAGAUCCCGUACCUCCUGCUCUGCGCUUUCCUCUACUUCGUUUGCUGGUACUUCCCGUCUGGACUCGACCUGUCUGCGGGCGUUGCUGGCCCAGUCUAUCUCCAGAUGACGUUCUACGAAUUCCUUUACACUGGGAUGGGCCAGUUCAUCGCCGCUUACGCACCGAACCCAACCUUCGCCGCUGAAGUGCUCCCUUUGUUCUUCGGCAUUCUCAUUGCGUUCACGGGCAUCCUCGUGCCGUACCCGAUGCUUCCGGCAUUCUGGCGAUACUGGAUGUACUACCUCGACCCGUUCCAGUACCUGAUGCAAGGCCUAUUGACGUUCCCACUCUGGAAUGCACCGGUCGAGUGCAAGCCGCACGAGUUCGGACUAUUCGACCCGCCGCCCGGUCUCACGUGCGGCAAGUACCUCGCGCCCUUCCUGACGUACGCAACGGGAUAUGUCAACAAUCCGGACGCGACCGCCGCAUGCGAAUACUGCGCCUACGCUAAGGGUUCCGAGUAUCUCGGCAACAUGAACAUCAAACGCAAAAUCGACGGGUGGAAGGGUAUUCUCAUUACUCUGUUGUUCUGUUUCUCGUCUUACGGGCUCGUGUUCCUCCUCCUGAAACUCAGGAGUCGCAAGACCAAGACCGCGAAGUCGUGA